GUUUACCGCACCCGAGACCUGCGCUCACACGGGGAGACAUUGGACAUUUGUAUUCUUGAAUGAGUUUUACAUAUAGAACAAUCCACGUGUUUUUAUUCGUGUAAAUACAUUUAAGAAAAAUAUUUUGGUCUUUGGACCUAGCUUUUAAAUUCCGUCUUUGGAGUCGCGUGCUUUCAGUGCAGCGCGCGUGAGCUGAUUCACCUGCUCGAGACGCGCUUCCGCCUGAUAGAUAUUGUCAGUAGCUACGAAAGGUGUUGUAAGUUAUUGUUUCACAUGAGUUCGUGGGAAUAAGCAGCAGACGGUGUUGAAGAAGUCGUGGACAUGGAUGCGGUACCGAAAGAUGGGGCCAGUUUGGCUGACCCCAGCAAGACGGACACACUCAACUCAACGGGUUCAGCAGGGCAAAGGAGAGCUGGAGGAGCCAAGAAGCACACACAAGCUAACAAAUCAGCCCUUCGUGCACCCAGAGCUCUGUGCUGCCUCACUCUCAGCAACCCUAUACGCAUGGCAGCACUGGCCCUGGUGGAGUGGAAGCCUUUUGAUAUAUUCAUAUUAUUGGCCAUCUUUGCUAACUGUGUUGCCCUUGGUGUGUCCAAACCAUUUCCUGAAGAUGAUUCCAAUGCCACCAACCACAAUCUGAUGAAUGAUUCUAUCGGCUUUGAGCUGCCUUGGAUUUAUUUUGUGUCUCUGGUCAUUUUUGGAUCUUUCUUUGUCCUCAAUCUUGUGUUGGGUGUGUUGAGCGGUGAGUUCUCUAAAGAGAGAGAGAAGGCCGUGUGUCGCGGUGAGCUGCAGGAGGCCCAGGAGAAACAGCAGAUGGAGGAGGACAUGAUCGGUUACAUGGACUGGCUCAUCGAAGCAGAGGACAUGGAUGAGGACGGAAAUAAACGUGCUGUGGUGGCUAAGAAAAAGAUGAUGAAGAAAUAUGGCUGGUACAAACACAGUGAAGAUGGAGAAUCGGAUUCAGACUCUGAGUUUGAAGCGUUCCUGGAUGAUGACGGAGGCUGCUGUGCAUCUAUAAUGGCACGACUGAUGGCUAUAAGCUUCUGUGAGCAGCUGUACCACUUGAAUCUGGUCAUCAGGAAGAACUGCCGUGUGGCUGUCAAAUCCACCAAUUUCUACUGGCUGGUGCUGCUGCUGGUGUUCCUCAACACUGCCGCCAGCGCCUCUGAACACUACGGCCAACCCCAGUGGCUCACUGACAUACAGGACCGAGCAAAUAAGAUCCUUCUGGCUCUGUUUACGCUGGAGAUGCUGAUGAAGCUCUACAGCUUCGGCUUUCAGAUCUACUUCAUGGCGCUCUUCAACCGUUUCGAUUGUUUCGUGGUGUGUGGUGGGAUUCUGGAGACGGUGCUGGUGGAGAUGGAUGUGAUCCCGCCCAUCGGGAUCUCUGUGCUGCGCUGUGUCCGUCUGAUCCGUAUCUUCAAAGUCACAAGACACUGGGCUGCACUAUCAGACCUGGUGAGCUCUUUGCUGAACUCUAUGAAGGCCAUUUGCUCCCUGCUGCUGCUGCUCUUCCUCUUCCUCAUCAUCUUCGCUCUCCUGGGCAUGCAGCUCUUUGGCGGAAAGUUCAACUUUGAUGAGACUCAAAUGAAAAGAAGCACCUUUGACACUUUUCCAUCUGCCCUGCUCACCUGUUUCCAGAUCCUAACAGGAGAGGACUGGAACUCCGUUAUGUAUGAUGGCAUCAUGGCGUAUGGAGGACCAAUAUUUCCCAAUAUGAUUGUCUCUAUUUACUUUGUCAUUCUUUUUGUCUGUGGUAACUACAUCUUGUUGAAUGUCUUCUUGGCUAUCGCUGUGGACAACUUAGCCGGAGACGGAGGCAAAAAGAAAAAAGAGGAGAAAAAAGAAGAGGAGGAGGAAUGGGAGGAUGAUGAAGACAGAGAGGAAGACGAAGCUGGAAAUGAUGUGGACGAUUGGGAAGAGAACGAAGAGUUGAGAGCAAUUGAAGGACUUGAGGGUAUAGGCACUCCAAUGAAAGUUGAAAGUUUUCAACCCAAAGAGAAAAUUGUACCAAUUCCUGAUGGAAGUUCUUUUUUCAUCCUUGGAAAGAAAAACUGUCUCAGAGUCGCCUGCCACAACCUCAUUCAUCAUCAUUACUUCACCAACUUCAUCCUCAUCUUCAUCAUAUUCAGUAGUUUUUCAUUGGCUGCUGAAGACCCAAUCAAAACUCAUUCUGUCAGGAACGUUAUGCUGGGCUAUGCUGAUUAUGUCUUUACCACCGUCUUCACUAUUGAGAUCAUGUUGAAGAUGACUGUGUAUGGAGCUUUCCUUCAUCAAGGUUCCUUCUGCAGAAACGCCUUCAACCUGCUGGACCUUCUGGUCGUCAGCGUAUCCCUCACCUCUUUCUUCUUGCAUUCAAGUGCCAUUUCUGUGGUGAAGAUUCUUCGAGUAUUGCGAGUGCUCAGGCCUCUUCGAGCCAUCAACAGGGCAAAGGGACUCAAGAGCGUGAUUCAGUGUGUGUUCGUGGCCAUCCGCACUAUUGGCAACAUCCUCAUCGUCACCACUCUCCUCCAGUUCAUGUUCGCUUGUAUUGGUGUGCAGCUUUUCAAGGGCCGGUUCUACAGAUGUACGGAUGAGGCGAAACAUACACCCGAAGAGUGCAAGGGCACAUUUGUGGUGUUCAAAGAUGGUGAUAUGAACCAUCCAAUGGUGAGGGAGAGAGUUUGGGAGAACAGCGACUUUACCUUUGACAACGUGUUGAUGGGGAUGCUGGCGCUCUUCACCCACUAUGAGCAAUCCAAACUCUUCAACUUUGUGAUGGACAUCCUGAACAUGAUCUUCACUACGCUCUUUACUGUUGAGAUGAUCAUCAAACUUCUGGCUCUGAGACCUUAUCACUAUUUUAUAGAUGCCUGGAACUCUUUUGAUGCUCUGAUAGUGGUGGGCAGUUUGGUGGACAUCAUGAUAGCAGAGUUCAGUGGUGGAGGAGGCCAUGGUGAGGGGAAAGAAGGGGAGAGUGCCAAAGUGUCCAUCACCUUCUUCCGCCUUUUCCGAGUUAUGCGACUGGUCAAGCUGCUCAGUAAGGGUGAAGGCAUUCGAAUCCUCCUUUGGACCUUUGUUAAAUCACUACAGGCAUUGCCAUAUGUUGGCUUACUCAUUGCCAUGAUCUUUUUCAUCUAUGGCGUGAUUGGGAUGCAGACAUUUGGGAAGAUAGCAAUAGAUGACAGCACAGAGCUCAAUCGAAACAACAAUUUCCAAACCUUUUUCAUGGCUGUACUGUUGCUCUUCAGGUGUGCAACAGGUGAACAGUGGCAGCAGAUCAUGCUUGCAGCACUGCCAGGGCAUCGAUGUGACCCAGAGUCUGACAUUGAGCCGGGAGAGGAGUAUAGCUGCGGAAGCAACCUGGCGUACCUCUAUUUCAUCAGUUUCUUUGCGCUCUGUGCCUUCCUGAUCAUUAACUUGUUCAUCGCUGUCAUCAUGGAUAACUUUGAGUAUCUGACCAGAGACUGGACUGUGCUGGGCACUCAUCACCUCGAUGAGUUUAAACGAGUCUGGUCAGAUUAUGACCCAGAGGCCACGGGACGGAUUAAACAUCUAGAUGUAGUCACCAUGUUGCGCAGAAUUCAGCCUCCGCUGGGCUUUGGGAAACUCUGUCCACAUCGAGUAGCCUGUAGGAGAUUGGUUGCUAUGAAUGUGCCUCUCCAUCCUGACGGCACUGUGUCUUUCAAUGCCACUCUGUUUGCUCUCGUCAGAACGUCACUCAAGAUUAAAACAGACGGCCCCAUUGACCAGCAGAACGAGGAACUGAGAGCUAUCAUUAAAAAGAUCUGGAAACGCACUAAACCCAAACUUCUAGAGGAAGUUAUACCUCCUCCUUCAGGGAAUGAGGUGACUGCAGGAAAGUUCUAUGCCAGCUUCCUGAUUCAGGACUACUUCAAAAAAUUUCGCAAGCGAAAGGAGAAAGAGAGGAAGAAGAAAGGCAAGGACAAGUCAGCCUCUCUCCAGGCCGGGUUACGCACACUGCAGGAUCUGGCCCCAGAGAUGCGGCUGGCUAUAGCGAUGGAGGAUGAGGAAGGGCUGGAGGGGGAGAUGAUGGAAGAAGAGGAGUUCUUCAGGAGUGACAGUGUCUUCAGUGAUGCUCCUCCCACACCGGCCAUGUCCACUCCCAGAAGCACCCCUAUGCCGCCCCAUCUGGACGAGACCACAGUGAGCAUUGAGCUUCCUCCUAGAGUACACAGUGGGAGCUUUAUGCUGGAGGAGGCCCUAAUGGACUCCCGCCCGGCCUCUGCCCUCUCCGAAAACACAGUGAUAAGUGAACAGCCUCAGAGUUUGUCUCCCCUGCUCAGCAGGUGGGCCUCCAGUCACAGCAAACUCACCCCAUUGUGGAUACUGAAUAACAACCAAAGGACUGACACAACCAGAGCUUGUGACUAUAUCCCUUCCCCAUCCUCGGAUGGAGGAAUGCAAAAUGGAGGAGUCACAGGAGGAGUCAUCACUCCGGGAGGAGUCACAGGAGGAGUCAUCACUCCGGGAGGAGUCACAGGAGGAGUCAUCACUCCGGGAGGAGUCACAGGAGGAGUCAUCACUCCGGGAGGAGUCACAGGAGGAGUCAUCACUCCGGGAGGAGUCACAGGAGUCAUCAUCACUCUGGGAGGAGUCACAGGAGGAGUCACAGGUGGAGGUGAAGGAGUCACAGGAGUCGUCAUCACUCCGGGAGGAGUCACAGGAGGAGUCAUCACUCCGGGAGGAGUCACAGGAGGAGUCAUCACUCUGGGAGGAGUCACAGGAGGAGUCACAGGUGGAGGUGAAGGAGUCACAGGAGGAGAAGGGGGAGUGAUGGGAGGAGGAGUCACAGCGAUGCCAUAUCCUACAGAGCAAGGCGGUGUCAGCAAGGAGGAGCCUCAGUGUGCAGUCUCAAAUGAUAGGAUCCUGAUCUCUGAAGGCUUGGGCCAAUAUGCCAAAGACCCCAAAUUUGUUGACUUUGCAAAGCGGGAAAUUGCAGAUGCCUGUCACAUGACUAUUGAUGAAAUUGAGAGUGCUGCAACUGACCUUAUAAGUCGAGGAAGGGCAGGACAAGCGACCGGACGCUUUGAGGAGGAUCUGUCUGAUGAGAUGAACUGUAUCCUGAUCUCUGAAGGCUUGGGCCAAUAUGCCAAAGACCCCAAAUUUGUUGACUUUGCAAAGCGGGAAAUUGCAGAUGCCUGUCACAUGACUAUUGAUGAAAUUGAGAGUGCUGCAACUGACCUUAUAAGUCGAGGAAGGGCAGGACAAGCGACCGGACGCUUUGAGGAGGAUCUGUCUGAUGAGAUGAACUGUGUUAUAUCGUACUAAAUGGGCUUCAGUUUGUUGGCGAGGGCAGGACAGAGUGUCAGUGUGAUUGUGAUGAUCUCUGAAUCACAAACUCAAAUACAUUCACCUCUUCAUUUUAAGCUUGGUUGGGCAGAUUUAAUAAUUAUAUUCAUUUGAUUCAGUAGAUAUAAGGAAAUUGUGGUGACCACAUUGACUUCACCCCUGUUGCUUUGCAUAGAAGUUUAGUAAGAGCCUAAACAAACCACAGGAUUACUAUUCAUAUGACUCUCUAAGUUUAAAGUUAAAGUCAAAAUGGACAACUUUUUUUUUUUAUGGAAUGUUUCAGCAUUUAUUAUAAAUUAUUUAUGUUGACUUUGCAAAAUGGGAAAUUGCAGAUCACUUGCUAAGACUUCCAAUGACGCCAGCUUUAGAUUAACAUACAACUGUCUAAUAUUAUCCUUAGAUUUAUAACGAUCACAAGCUGUAAUCAUUGCUGUAACAUGUUAAGUCAUAAGUUAAGUUAUAAUUAAGUCUGCUUAAUUGAAUACAUGAUGUUUACUGACCAUAUAUACAUAUUUUAUAGCUAUAAAAUACUACCAUAUUGACAUUUAUAUACUCGCCUCUGGCUGAAUAGAAUACUUCUUGAUUAUAACAUUGAAACAUGCAUUUUCCGUGCAGCUGCUUUGAAACGAUAUGUAUUGUGAAAAGCGCUAUACAAAUAAACUUAUAUUGAAU
Molecule: messenger RNA, 5964 nt
Organism: Sinocyclocheilus grahami
Lineage: Eukaryota; Metazoa; Chordata; Actinopteri; Cypriniformes; Cyprinidae
Gene: cacna1fa
Product: calcium channel, voltage-dependent, L type, alpha 1F subunit a
Exons: 41
Coding region: 322-5271 (1649 amino acids)
Biological process (GO): calcium ion import across plasma membrane
Cellular component (GO): voltage-gated calcium channel complex; membrane
Molecular function (GO): high voltage-gated calcium channel activity
Source: RefSeq, a predicted model, not a curated record